AUGGUGAUGGUGAUGGCGGCGGCGGCGGCGGUGGUGGUGCUCUGCUGGGCACAAAGGGCCCCAUCUAGACAUCAUAUGCAAAUAAGGUCCACAAGCACAAGCGACCACUCCCCACGACCAGGCUGUCCCCAGUCUGCAACGGCAGCCAGACGGACAGGCCCUAAUUCCACCAGAACCGCCUCCCUCGAUGCGCUGCGGGCCCCGCCAUUGGACACUGUUCAAGUCAAGUUGCUAGCGCAUUGGGAAAAUAUCCACCCCACCACGAGCCCUGAGCCCGCCGCCCUCUUAUUCAUAAGCCCUCCCUCGCACCUUGCCGCGACCCUCGACUUCUCCCUCGCCAUCUCGCUCCCUCGACCUCUCCCACCCCGAGCCUUGCAUUCUCUCCCGUACAAUCGCUACCCCCUGCUUGCACCGACGCUGCGAGCCUGCCACCCCAAGGCCAGUCCCCUCCCACCACCCUCGACAUUGAGUAAGUGCUUUGCCUCCCACGCCCGCUGCAGCUAUCCACACCCCCUCCGGCCAUACGCUGUGCUUCUCCGCCGCCCCUUCUCCUCGAAUCCCAUGCAUUGGUUGGCCAUCCGUCUUACCGCGCCCUGCCCGCUACCCCGCCCUGGCCCAUUCGCUGUCCUGUCUCUCUUAUCAGCGACUGCCGCUUGA
Messenger RNA from Exserohilum turcica Et28A, 657 nucleotides. RefSeq lists its product as uncharacterized. The transcript has a single exon. Bases 1 to 657 code for a protein of 218 amino acids. The record is from RefSeq and is a predicted model, not a curated record. NCBI's taxonomy places the organism in Eukaryota, Fungi, Ascomycota, Dothideomycetes, Pleosporales, Pleosporaceae.